Exserohilum turcica Et28A is the source of this 1785-nucleotide messenger RNA. RefSeq lists its product as uncharacterized. The record is from RefSeq and is a predicted model, not a curated record. Bases 1 to 1785 code for a protein of 594 amino acids. Gene Ontology annotation, biological process: phosphate ion transmembrane transport. NCBI's taxonomy places the organism in Eukaryota, Fungi, Ascomycota, Dothideomycetes, Pleosporales, Pleosporaceae. Gene Ontology annotation, cellular component: membrane. The transcript has 3 exons.
AUGCCCCGUCUCACACAGUACAACUAUGUUUUUGCCAUUGGCACCUUCUUUGCCAUGCUAGAUGCCUACAACAACGGUGCUAAUGAUGUCGCCAAUGCAUGGGCUACAUCCGUCUCCUCGCGCUCAGUCUCGUACCGCCAGGCCAUGAUUCUCGGCACCAUCUUCGAGAUGGUCGGCGCUAUUACUGUCGGCGCCCGUACUGCUGACACGAUCAAGAACGGCAUCAUUCCUACCAGCGCCUUCAAGGGAGACGCCGGGGUUCAGAUGCUGGCCUUCACCUGCGCGCUUGCCGGUGCAUCCCUAUGGGUCAUGUGGUGCACCAAGCACUCUGCCCACGUCUCCUCCUCAUACUCGCUCAUCUCCUCCGUCGCUGGUGUCGGUGUUGCAGUUGCCGGCGCUUCCGAAGUACAAUGGGGAUGGAACAAGGGCAAAGGCCUCGGAGCCAUCUUUGCUGGUCUUGGAAUGGCUCCUCUGGCCUCUGCAUGCUUCGGUGCUAUCAUCUUUAUGUUGAUCAAACUGACAGUACACCUCCGCAAAAACCCCAUUCCCUGGGCCAUCUGGACUGCACCCUUCUUUUUUCUCGUCGCAGGAACCAUCUGCACCCUGUCAGUCGUCUACAAGGGCUCCCCCAAGCUUGGCCUCAACAAGAAGCCAGCAUGGUAUGUCGCUACUGUUACCAUGUCUUGCGGUGUCGGACUCGCCGUCCUGUCUUUCAUUUUCUUCGUGCCAUACUUGCAUGCCAAGGUCGUGAAGCGCGACUCGAAUGUACGCUGGUGGCAUGUUAUCCAGGGGCCGCUUUUAUUCAAACGUCCUGCUCAGGACAACGCCGAAGCUGUCGUCGUUCCCGAUUACGCUGUUGUACAGGAAGAUCACGACGUCACGGUUGCGCACACCAACAGUGACUCGGACUCUGGCACCGCUACCGGGUUUGAGAAGGGCACUGUUGUCGAGGAACAUCACCAGCUUACCUACAAAGAGCUUGUCCAACAAGGCCAGGACCGCUUCCACGCCAAAAUCAGGGCUAAACGUGGCCUUCUUGGAUGGGCUAUGCGCUACCUUCACGACAACAAGAUUGAAAGUGGCGAAAUAUACGAGAGAAAGAACAUGAUCAUUACCGUCAAACGAAUUCCCGCUAUGAUCAUGGUCGGUGCUCUUUAUGGUAUCAACUACGACAUUCACGCUGCCCAGACUGGAAUUCAUGGUACCCCCGAAGGAAAACGCAUGGAGCGUGUCUACAGCCAUGCCAAGAAAUACCCUAACGAAGUUGAGCACACAUACUCUUUCGUUCAGGUUAUCACUGCUUGCACCGCAUCCUUUGCACACGGUGCUAAUGAUAUUGGUAAUGCUGUUGGACCCUGGGCCGUCAUCUACAGUGCUUGGAACACUGGUGAAGCUUCUCGGUCCAAAGCACCCGUUCCUCUCUGGCAGCUUGCUGUGCUCUCUGCAACUCUUUCUCUGGGCCUUAUCACGUAUGGCUACAAUAUCAUGAAGGUCAUGGGCAACAAAAUCACCUAUCACUCACCUAGCAGAGGCUGCUCUAUGGAGAUGGGUGCCGCACUUACUGUCCUCAUCUUCUCACAAUAUUCCCUUCCCGUCUCCACUUCAAUGUGCAUUACUGGCGCCACUGUCGGUGUUGGUCUCUGUAAUGGGACUUACAAGGCUAUCAACUGGCAGCGAGUUGGUCUAUUAGUCUUCUCCUGGAUCAUGACAAUUCCCAUCGCCGGUACUAUUGGAGGUCUUUCCAUGGGAAUUAUUCUUAAUGCGCCUCAUUUCAAGGCAGUCUAG